Molecule: messenger RNA, 528 nt
Organism: Postia placenta MAD-698-R-SB12
Lineage: Eukaryota; Fungi; Basidiomycota; Agaricomycetes; Polyporales; Adustoporiaceae
Exons: 4
Coding region: 1-528 (175 amino acids)
Source: RefSeq, a predicted model, not a curated record
AUGCCCGGCAAGCAGUCCGCCAAGUACCAAAUCACCAACUACUGUUUCGACGUCGUUGCGCCAGAUGAUAACUCUGCAUUACUCACGACGAGCGACUUACUCACUCCGGUCUCCGUAUCUCCACACGGUGCUCUGCCGCCUUCGUUCAUCCUCGAGAAACAGGAUAGUGGCGCCUUUCACGUUCUCAUACCUGGAGGCCCAACAACUACGACACGGAAAGCCAUUGCAUUUAACAAUCUCCUCUAUGCCGAGCGCAUCCCCACUAAUGAAGACCAGAAGGCCCCGUCUGUACCAGGCAACGGUAAUAUCGAGUGGGAAAUACUGUCUACUGUCCGAGAGGGGACGUCCCCUGAUUACACAGAAAUUAACGGAAUAUAUAUGAUUGCCGUCGAAGUCGUCGAUCUCUUCACUGCCAACCUGAAAGACCCCAUUGUCGAGCGAGCCUACUCCGUCUCGCUCGAACCUAAGUGGAGGCCUCGACAGUGGCUCUGGCGCAUCACCCCUAUUGAUCCUGACUCUGGUUUUUAG